AAAAGAAAAAAAGAAAAGAAAAAAGAAAAGAAGAUUGAUAACAGACACGGUGAAACAGGUGUAUAUAGCCAGUGGCAGUAACCAACCCUUCUUCAAAACCCAAUCAGAGAUACAAACUCUUUCUCAUAAACUCUCUCAAAAUCUGAAAUCACUAUCAUCAAUCCAUGGAACAAAAUAAGGAGAAAAAUGGCCCUUGGCUAUCAGUUCCAGCAUUUGGGGACUGGGAUCAGAAGGGUCCAAUGCCGGACUAUUCGAUGGAUUUUUCAAAAAUUCGGGAAAUGAGGAAGCAAAAUAAGACAAACCUUUCAAGAGCAAGUCUUGGAAAUGAGGAGGAGUUGGUUGCCAAUUCUACCAAAACAAAUACUAUAAACACCGAUAACAAUGAGCGUCAGCACCCGCAUUACCACCAAACUGACUCUCCAGUUACAAGGAGGAGCUUCCUGAGCUACUUCAACUGUUGUAUAAAAGCAUGAUAUUCAAGGGUGUCUACAACCUUUCUCGUGUCUUAUAUAGAUUGUUGAUUAGGACAGUUAUGCUUUUGCUAUUGGUUAUAUAUUAAUUGUCCAUUGUUCUUUAGAAAAACAAACAAUUCUCAAUCUUCAAUGAGGAUUCUAUGUGUUUAAUUUGACA
Molecule: messenger RNA, 630 nt
Organism: Trifolium pratense (red clover)
Lineage: Eukaryota; Viridiplantae; Streptophyta; Magnoliopsida; Fabales; Fabaceae
Exons: 3
Coding region: 165-473 (102 amino acids)
Source: RefSeq, a predicted model, not a curated record